AAAAAAAAGAAAAAAAAAUCCAAAACGACGCCCUAACAAACGACGCCGGCGAUCUAUUUCACUUUCCCGAGAAAAUUAUCAUCCAAUCUGAUACACGGAAUCGCUUCUUCCUUUCAAGAUUCAUCUCUUACGAGCGCUCUGUUUGAUCUGUGAAGAUUUGUUUGGUAGAUUAGGGUUCCUUUUGUCCUGUGUAGUUUCGAGAUCGAAGAAGAUAGAUUGUGAUGAAUGAUAACAAUAACAACAGAGGAAGAUUCCCACCGGGUAUUGGAGCUCCGGAUCCUAAUUACCAGUCACGGAAUCCGAAUCCGCCUCAACAGUACCUUCACUCUCGGACUCCGUUUCCCCAACAGUAUGUACACUCUCGGACUCCCUUACCUGAUGCUCAGCAGCAGUACGUUCAGAGAGGCUACCCUCCUCAGCAGAUCCAACAACAGCAGCAGCAGCAGCAGCAACAGUGGUCUGCACGCGCUCAGCUUCCUGCUAAUCCCAGCUAUGUAGAUGAAGUCGAGAAGACUGUUCAAUCUGAAGCUAACAACGACUCCAAUAACCAGGACUGGAAGGCAACGUUAAAACUUCCACCUCGAGAUAACCGUUACCAGACCGAGGAUGUGACUGCCACUAAAGGAAAUGAAUUUGAGGAUUACUUUUUGAAGAGAGAUCUGCUAAGAGGGAUAUAUGAAAAGGGUUUUGAGAAGCCUUCUCCUAUCCAGGAAGAAAGCAUUCCUAUUGCUUUGACUGGUAGUGAUAUUCUCGCUAGAGCCAAAAACGGGACUGGAAAGACUGGUGCCUUCUGCAUACCUACCCUUGAGAAGAUAGACCCUCAGAACAAUGUCAUUCAAGCUGUAAUUCUAGUCCCAACCCGAGAGCUGGCCCUUCAGACGUCACAAGUUUGCAAGGAGCUUUCAAAAUACUUGAAAAUUGAGGUUAUGGUCACCACUGGAGGUACCAGCCUGAGGGAUGAUAUCAUGCGUUUAUAUCAACCUGUCCAUUUGCUGGUUGGAACUCCUGGAAGGAUUUUAGAUCUUACCAAAAAGGGUGUGUGCGUUUUGAAAGAUUGUGCUAUGCUUGUAAUGGAUGAGGCCGACAAGCUUCUGUCUGCAGAAUUUCAACCUUCUAUAGAGGAGUUGAUACAGUUCUUGCCGCAAAACCGUCAGAUUCUGAUGUUUUCAGCUACAUUUCCUGUCACUGUGAAGUACUUCAAGGAUCGAUAUCUCAGGAAGCCUUACAUUAUCAAUCUCAUGGACCAGCUCACACUUAUGGGUGUCACACAGUAUUAUGCUUUUGUUGAAGAGAGACAGAAGGUGCACUGCCUUAACACGCUUUUCUCUAAGCUGCAAAUAAACCAAUCCAUUAUCUUCUGCAAUUCUGUCAACCGUGUGGAGCUGCUAGCCAAGAAAAUCACAGAACUUGGUUACUCAUGCUUUUAUAUCCAUGCAAAGAUGGCUCAAGACCACCGUAACAGGGUUUUCCAUGAUUUCCGCAAUGGUGCAUGCAGAAACCUUGUUUGCACUGAUUUGUUUACACGUGGAAUUGACAUUCAAGCUGUGAAUGUGGUCAUUAAUUUUGAUUUCCCGAGGACUUCUGAGUCGUAUCUACACAGGGUAGGUAGAUCAGGAAGGUAUGGACACCUUGGGUUGGCUGUGAAUCUGGUAACAUAUGAGGACCGCUUCAAAAUGUACCAAACUGAGCAAGAACUUGGAACCGAAAUCAAGCCAAUUCCGUCACUUAUCGACAAGGCAAUCUACUGUCAGUAACUUCAUCUAGCCGGUGUUUAGAGGAGGCAAAUCAUUCAGCUUUGGCAGUUACGAGCUCGUUCCAGAGAUGAAGGCAACACACUCAGAGCACUGUACUGGGGCAAGAAGAAGGCAUUAUGGAUAAUAGCGGUUGGUUUAUAUCUGAACCUUUCAACCAGAGGACCGGUGGUUUGGUUCACUUUGAAGAAUUCUUCUGCAUGAUGUGAAUCUUUCAAGUGACCUUCUCUUUUUUUUUUUUUGGUCAGUUCAAGUGACCUCGCAACUUUCGUUUUCAUAUUUUAAGAACCCGUUUACCCUUUUGAGUGGGAUUUGGGUGUUUGAUGACUCUUCUUGGUCUUUUCUGAUUUAAGACUUGAAUUCUAGUUUCCUAGUAGUAAGAUCAAAACCGAAGACGAUUUUUCUACACUUUCUAUUGCUCCUAGUUUCACCUGUGUCUGGGUCUUUGUAUGAUGAGUCUACCUAGAAUUGUGUGAGCCAAUCCGAGCAUCAACAUGUUAGAAUUUACAGAUUAGAUGUGAAACUGUAAUCAUACAUGCUUUGACCUUGAUCUUCUUUUACACACAAAAUCACCAAUAUAUAAACAAAAAAACAAGUCACACAAAAAGAGAGAUGAACAAUCACAAGCAAUGACCUAAGAAACAACUUAGAAACAUCCACAAGUUGCCUUGGGUACAACACCGGUGGCUCUGUACUUGGCAGCCAUUUCUUCAGCUUUAAGAAGCUCCUCUCCUCUUUUAGCUUCAACCAUUGCUCUUUUUUCUUCGGCUUGUUUGUGAAUCGCAGCCACUUUGUUCUUCAUUUUCUCACCGUACUCUGCCUUCUUCUUCUCCAAUUUUUCUUCAAUCUUCCUGAGUUGGGCUUCAAUGGCUGCUUUCUGGCUGUUCUCCCAAGCAAGCACAUCAGAUACCUUCUUUUGUGCCCUGUCCAUUUUCAUCAUUACUUGAUGAUUAUCUGGCAAAAAUGGUAAUGUUUUUUGGGUAAGAAGAUCAAAAGCAUUUAAGGAAAGUUUACUUGUUCUCUGCUUUUGACUUCUCACUCUCUUCCCAUGCUUUGAUGAAUGAAGUUUUCUUUUCUUUUUCCAAGUCUGCAAGUUUCACAUCUGACCAAGAUACAUAUCACAUUUUAGUAUCAACUAAGUAACAAAAAAAAAGUAGUCCACAAAAAAGUAGUCCACAUAAACAAAAACAAUGGCUCACCUCUAUCGACUGAACCAGAUGAACUUUUCUUUGGUGUAGGCUCCUCAAUGGGUUCUGCAAGAAACUCAUUUAUUAGUAUUACACAUUGACACAUUGUUAAUGUAAUGAUCCAACACACCCACUUUUAAUACAAUCCGUAAAGAACAUAAGUAUGGCAAAAUAGGAUUAUAAUGAUAUUCUUCUCUAAUCCUCUUAUUAGCAAAAGAAAAACAUGUUUUACUAAUACGAAUGUGUUUUACUUAGUAAAUCUUCUCAAUCAUAUAUAUUACCAUGCCUCGCCAUGCGUAUGAGCGACACUAAAAAAGAUAGCUACAUCUACAUACAAAACAUACAACCAUUUCCUCUUAACUAGUUAUUACUUAGUGAAGAGAAUAAACCUUUAGUGUUACAAAUAGACCGAAGAGUUACAUCAAUGUUAAAAAGUAAGAUUAACAUUGAGAUUUCACUUUGUUUUUUCUUCGUUUUGUAGUCAAAAGAUAAAAAGUAUCGUUCUUUUAAUCAGUUGUGAUCAUAAAAAAAUUCUUCAACCCUUAGCUAUUUUAUGUCAUCCCCUAUAAGACUCUUGGUAUUCUGCAAAAUGUUGUCCCCUUAACUAUAAACCCUUAGUUUUAAAGUAUCUGAAUAUUUUUGACAUUCUUUGUGCACUAAAAACACUUGGAAUGUCUAGGGUAAUAUAACAUAUGGUGAUAGGUCGAAUUUUGUUGAUAUUUCUUAAAUUGUUGAGCUUCACUGUGUAUUUUGUUAUUGUCUUAGCUUACAUUUUUAUAGAUUUUCAAGGAUUCUUUUCUAAACCAAUGUUGAUUAUUAAUUUGUUGGCUAUUUCAAUAUCAUAUGAUAUCGUUUGAAUUUUUUUUCUUAAAUCCAAAAACAUAUAUAUAUAUAUCAAAUAUAAGAAUAAAAAUAAUUUCAAAUUUUCUUUUGGUCCAACAUCUUAAGAAAUUUUUUCUUAGAUAGUCUUUUUAAUUUAUUUUCACAAAAAUAACCCUCAAAAAGGAAAAUGACCAAAAUAAGAUUUUGUUAAAAAGUAAAUAUGUAUUUAUACCCUUGAGUUAACUAAUGUAGACUUAGUAUUUAGAGUUAAAGGAUGAGUUUUGGGUUUAGGAUUUCAAAUUUAAAAAAAUAUAAAAUAAAUAUUACAAAUUUCAAAAUAAAAAAGGACUAUUUUGUUCAUUUUAUUUUUUGAAUGUUAUUUUGUAAUAUAAACUUAAAAAGCUAUUUAAGAGAAUUAUCCAAAUCCUAAUCCCCGUAAAACCCAAAAAUAAACUGUUAUAAUAUAAUAGUUGGAUUUUUUUUAAAUAAUUAUUCAUAUAAUAUAAACAAUUAAAAAAUACAAUUUUAGGUUCUGAUAUAUUUCAAAUGAUCUCUUAGAUAGCAUGCCACUACUUUUAAUCACUUAUUUGACUAGGUGUUUUGCCCGCACUUGCGGGCAUAAUUCUCUUAUGAAUAUUUAUUAGUUGAUGUUUCAUUAAUUUAAAAAUUAACAUAAUAAGUUAUUAUUUAUGUUCUCAAAAUGUAAAAAUCAAACAUCAAAUAAUUAUCAAUGACAAAACUCAAACAUCAGAAAUAUUUAAAAUAAUAUAUUUCUAUAACUAUUUUUCUUGAUUUAUAUUUAAUUAUAAUAUUUAAAUCUUAAUUUAAAAUUUUAUAUUACAUAUUUUCAAGAUAACAAUAUAAUGCAUAA
This is a messenger RNA of Eruca vesicaria subsp. sativa (arugula), 4631 nucleotides long. Lineage: Eukaryota; Viridiplantae; Streptophyta; Magnoliopsida; Brassicales; Brassicaceae. The record is from the annotation of a GenBank genome assembly.